Heteronotia binoei (common prickly gecko) is the source of this 516-nucleotide messenger RNA. Its product is annotated as zinc finger protein 426-like. The record is from RefSeq and is a predicted model, not a curated record. The coding region runs from base 1 to 516 and encodes 171 amino acids. The transcript has 6 exons. NCBI's taxonomy places the organism in Eukaryota, Metazoa, Chordata, Lepidosauria, Squamata, Gekkonidae. Gene Ontology annotation, biological process: regulation of DNA-templated transcription.
AUGCAAGGAGAUAUAAAAGAGAUGCAGGCUGCUUUAAUGACUGCUAUAGUACAGCUAACAAGCAAACAUUGGCAGGAGUACAAGGACCCCCCUUGGAUGCCUUCUCCACCGUCUCCUCCGUGUGCUGAAGGGAAAGGAGCCGCCAUGCAGCCAGCUCAGGCGGGGGUGUCCUUCGAAGAGGUGGCCGUGCGUUUCACCCCGGGGGAGUGGGCCCUGCUGCGCCCAGCCCAGAGAGCUCUCUACAAGGAAGUCAUGCUGGAGAAUUAUGGGAACGUGGCCUCUCUGGCAGGGCCUCUGAUCUCCAAACCUGACCUCAUAUCCUGGCUGGAAGAAGAGGAAGGGCUGUUUUUCCUGGGCUGUGAUGACGCAGGAUGGGCAGAGGAACUUAAGGAGAUGUUUGAGUUUUUGGAGAUGCAGGGGGAUCGCCUGCUUCGACAUCAGGAGCCGUGUGGAAGUCAGCGAAAGAAGCUGAAGAGCACCGAUGGAUGGGAAAAGAGGAUGCAUAUUCCAAUGUGA